This is a messenger RNA of Angiostrongylus costaricensis, 1284 nucleotides long. The record is from the annotation of a GenBank genome assembly. NCBI's taxonomy places the organism in Eukaryota, Metazoa, Nematoda, Chromadorea, Rhabditida, Metastrongylidae.
AUGCUUGGUUCGGGCGCUGUAUUUGAGCAAACGUUUCGCUUUCUUUACGUUUUCUUGCUACUUCCUAUAUUGUUAGUAAUUCUUCUUGCUAUUUUAUUGGCUGUUUCUGGAAAGUCCUUCGGUCUUCGAGAACAAUAUGUGGAUGCGCUUAUCCGAAUAUUCGAGGCAGGCCUUACGCGUAUCAUCCAUAAAGAAACAGAAAUCACUCUCAAAGACGCAGACAGUACUGAUCCUUUCCAUGAAGUCGUGGUUGAAAGCCGUGGAUGGGCUGCCAUUCGUGACUCCAUAGAUUUCAUCAAAGUUAUUGCGGCUGGGAUUGAGUCAGUAAUUGAAGAUGAAGUCACAAGUCGUUUUGAGGCCGAACAACUUGUCUCUUGGAACAUGCUUACGAGGACUAGUAUAAGAUCUUAUCAUUUUGUGAACUGGAAGUUGUCAAUACUAUGGGUUCUGGGUUUCCUGCUUCGUUAUUGUCUGAUGUUGCCUUUUCGAUUUAUAUUAUUCUCAAUUGGUGUAGUGCUUCUUCUUGUGUCUACAGCGACUAUUGGCCUAGUGCCAGACGGAAAACUUAAAAACUGCAUGUUAUUAUGUUGCCGGAUUUUGUCACAAAGUCUCACUGCUGUUGUCAAGUUCUACGAUGUUCAUAACAGAGCUCGAAAUGGAGGAAUCUGUGUUUCCAAUCAUACUUCUCCUAUCGACGUCGUCCUGCUAUCUACGGACAACGUCUAUGCUUUAGUUGGCCAGCAACAUUUUGGAGCACUUGGCCUGAUCCAACGUGCCUUGUCCAGAGCAAGCAGACACAUAUGGUUUGAACGAACAGAAGCAAAUGACAGGCGACUAGUUACCGCAAUACUGCGGGAGCACUGUAGAAGUUCAACUAAUCUUCCGAUUUUAAUAUUCCCAGAAGGAACAUGCAUUAACAACACAUCAGUUAUGAUGUUUAAGAAGGGCUCAUUCGAGGUUUCGACCAAAAUAUAUCCAAUCGCCAUGAAAUAUGACUCAAGAUUCGGAGAUCCUUUCUGGAAUAGCUCUUCACAAUCUUGGUGCGAAUACAUGUUUCGGAUGAUGACUUCUUGGGCGAUAUUAUGCAACGUGUACUACUUGGCUCCUAUGGAGAAAUUGGUGCUAAUUUCAAAUUUUCAGCCAGAUGAGGAUGCAACGGCAUUUGCUAGCCGCGUUAAGAAAUCUAUAGCUUUUCGAGGUGGAUUACUUGACCUCGAGUGGGAUGGUGGUCUUAAGAGAACUCGUGUACAUCCAAAAUUGGUUGCGAAGCAACAGGAAAGGUGA